AUGGCAGAGAACGACUUGAUUCCUCUGGCGCUGCUUGAACAUAAUCUGGGAAUCCCCACUCUAUACUUCCAGAUGACACAACCACUUCCCUCCCCCGAGGCUUCUCCCCCCAACAUCGAGCCCAACAACGACCAGAAGACGUCCCCGCCGCCCCAGCAGCAACAGCCUGCAGACCAGCAACAACAGCCCGCUCCCUUAAACGCCGAGCCCCAGCCUCAGCCUCAGCCCCAGCCUGAGCAGCAGCAGCAGCAACCCCAAGCCCAGCCAGCACCAGCCCACGCUGAGCAGCAGAAGCCUGCCCAGCCCGUCUCAGAGCCCCCAGUCGUCCACAAAUGUCUCUGGCAGGACUGCACCCAGUCUUUCGUCGAUCCUGAGGGUCUCUACAACCAUCUUUGCAACGACCAUAUCGGUCGUAAGAGCACCAAUAAUCUGUGCCUCACCUGCAAGUGGAAGGACUGUGGCACCACCUGCGCUAAGCGAGAUCAUAUCACAAGCCAUCUCAGAGUUCACACACCACUUAAGCCACAUUCUUGCGAAAUCUGCAAAAAGGCGUUCAAGCGUCCUCAGGACCUCAAAAAGCAUGAGAAGAUUCACACUGAGGAGCACCACCAGCAACACAAGCAUUCAAAGGCGAUCACCGUCGUCGAUCCCGCCUAUGUGCAGCGUGUUCGUGGCUCAUCUGCUUCAGCCGACAAGAACAAAGCGUCGGGUAGUGGAAUGAAGUACCCCGGUGUGCGAAAGCCAGACGGUUUCGGCGGCCUCCUCCCUACGCCAUCUCCAGAGCUCAUCCACCAAUCCAUUCACGGUCAUCACCCCUCGCACGAAAUGUUCAUGGCCGGAGGCCAGCCAAUCCCUUCCUGGGAGGUCUUGCGACCCGAAGCUGGCCCUCAAGUCGGAUCCAAGCGCUCCCACGAUUAUACUGCAGGAGGCCCCUCUGUCGAUGAUUUCAUCAACGACAUGAAGAAGAGAAAGCUUGACCCUUCUUAUGAUACACGCAUGGCGGAGCGGCUUGAAACCCUCGCUUUCCCCCAGCAGCACCACGGUAGCUCUGCUCCGUACACUUCCAGUGGAACCUUCAAUCCACGAUCCGUCUCUUUAGAUAUCCGCACUCCUGAGGAACUCGCGGCAGUCAACGAAUUUUUGAUUACACUCGGUCGCGAUGUCUCUGGUAGCAUCCGACACCAUCCUGCUCCCCAUUCUCAUUCCAACUCUUCUCACAACAACGGCCUUCCUCACCAAAAUUAUUUCGAUAACGUCAAUCUCAGCCAGCUCGGUCUCGCAGGCAUGCCAGGUAUAAAUGGUGGUUCCUACCAAGAUGGCCACUACCCGCCCGGCCCCAACUCGUUCCCGGGAGCUGCUUACCCCCCUUCGCGUUCAAGUCAUUCCUCGAUUCCUGGCCAGUAUGCCGGCAUGUAUAACGUCGGGGAGCAAGGCAACAAUUAUUCUCCUCCCGGCGAGUAUCGUCACCGUCCUCACCCAAACGGCAAGUAUAGUAAUGGCGGUGUUCCCAACCCGGGUUUCAACCAUACCUAUCACCACCCGACACCUCCGCUUGAGAGCAGCUCCCCCCAUUCCACUGUUUCGACUCCUGUCACGACCACCCCUCCUCAGGUUCCCCUCACUGUGUCGGGCGAGUUCGACUAUAACAUGCGAUCCCGCGGCGGCGCCCCUCCUGUAGCUCACCUUGCAGCGCCUGAGUACGGCUCCAAGUCCAUGCGCCCGAUCAUCCCACUCAAGUCCGUCCCUGGUUCAACCGCUGAUCAUUCCAACCAACACAGUGCAACCAUGGAACCCCGAUUGCCACCACCCUCGCAUCGUGGUCUCCCCGCCGACCUCUCCCAGAUCUCGAAACCAGGAUCCUUGUAUCCCUUGCUCGCGCCCGGAGAUGCUGAGCUGCGUCUUCCACCGUUGAGUCAGAUCUACAACCGUCCCGCCUCUCCCCCACCAGGAAGUGGUGGCUCGCGCGAGUCGACACCCAGCUCGACUCGAUCGGACUCUCCUCACGUUCGUAGCGGAAGUGGCCAACUCCCCAGCCUCCGCUCUCUUGCCUCUCCCACUCUUUCCAGCAACUCGAAUAGCAACCGACGAGAGAGCGAGGAGUUGUCAAGAGAAAUUGGCAGGAUCGAACUGGAACACCGUAACAAAGCUGAAAUCCCCCAGGAAGAACGAGCCCGCCACGCCGAUCUGAUUCUCAACCUCCUUGUGACAAUUAACAAUGAUUUCAGGAAGCGACACCCAGAGUUGGCUCCUCCUCCUCGUGGUGUCGAUUUGCUCGCGAAUGAAGCUCCCCGAGAUGUUCAUAUGGCCACAGCAUAG
This is a messenger RNA of Coprinopsis cinerea okayama7#130, 2316 nucleotides long. Its product is annotated as transcription factor PacC. The transcript is spliced from 5 exons. Bases 1 to 2316 code for a protein of 771 amino acids. Lineage: Eukaryota; Fungi; Basidiomycota; Agaricomycetes; Agaricales; Psathyrellaceae. The record is from RefSeq and is a predicted model, not a curated record. Gene Ontology annotation, biological process: positive regulation of transcription by RNA polymerase II. Gene Ontology annotation, cellular component: nucleus.